UGUGCUCUGAGUUUCACGGAAGUGAUAAAAUCAAUUAUGAUAACGAUAAAGUUAUAGUGAAUCAUUUUUAAAAAAUAGAUAAAGUACUAGCGUGAUAUAUAUAAAUUACUUAAAUCUUAAAUUGUAAUGUGUUGUGUUUAACAGUGUUAAACUAAGACGUAACUGUCUCAAUGUGUUAUUUUUAUUUACUUAAUACUAGUGUUGUGUAUCCUGUAAAUUUUCCAUCAGAUCUUUUGCCGCGUCAAGUUAGAAGACGAUUUAUCUUCGAUUCUUCUAUAGAAAUUACUAUUAAAGACUGAAAAAUGUUUUGGUCUAUUAUACUGGCAUUAGUAUUGUUGGGGCUUAUAUGGACAGUGAUCAGAGAGGGGCAUCCUUUAGACAAGUUGCCAGGGCCAAAGAGACCCGUGGUGGGUUCGAUCCUCGAAUUUAUAGGCUCUAACCCUCGCAAGUUGUUUGAACUACAGAGAAAAUUUGCUAAGUUCUACGGGGAUCGAUACGUCGUCAGAAUUUUGAAAAGAAGAAUACUACACGUUCAUAACCCUAACGAUAUUGAGGUAAUACUAUCUCACUCCAAGAACAUAUCCAAAAGCCUAGCCUACUCGUUUCUGGAACCAUGGCUGGGAACGGGCCUGCUUUUGAGCACAGGUAGAAAAUGGCACAGUCGCCGCAAGAUCCUCACGCCGACGUUCCAUUUCAACAUCUUGAAGAAUUUCACUCCAGUCUUGGAAGAGAAGAGCACCAACCUCGUGCGCUACCUGCGACAGGCCGGCAGGAGGGAACACGACCUCUUUCCUCUCAUUAGUGACGUCACUCUCUACGCCAUAUGCGAGACGGCAAUGGGAACUCAAUUAGACCAGGACAAAUCGACAGCCUCUGUGGAAUACAAACAAGCCAUACUCCAAAUGGGUACUCUUCUAGUCGAACGAGUUACGAAGUUCUGGCUCCAUAACGACUUCAUUUUCCAACGCACAGCAAUAUUCCAAAAGUACGAUAAAAUACUGAACAAAGUACAUUCUUUCGCCGAUGAAGUAAUUUUGGAAAGAAAAAAGCAAAGGACGCAGAAUGGUGCGUGUGAUGAGACAGAAGAUGCAGUGGGAAAGAAGAAACGGAUGGCAAUGCUGGAUCUCUUGUUAGAAGCUGAGAGUAAAGGGGAGAUAGACUUAGCGGGGAUUAGAGAAGAAGUCAACACUUUUAUGUUUGAGGGUCACGACACAACAGCCACAGCCCUCACAUUUGGUCUGAUGCUCCUCGCUGACCAUGAAGAAGUUCAGGAACGAGUACGUGAAGAAAUUGAGAGGGUGGUGGGGUCUCGUGUACCGACCAUGACGGACCUGGGAGAGCUGAAAUACCUGGAGGCGGUCAUCAAAGAGACCUUACGGUUGUACCCCAGCGUCCCCUUCAUCGCGAGGACGAUUACCGAGGACUUCAUGCUGGGAGAUAUUAUGGUACCGAAGAACUCUGAAGUGGCGGUACAUAUUUACGAUGUCCAUCGCAGGCCUGAGAUAUACCCUGAACCCGACGUCUUUAAACCUGAGAGAUUCCUGAACGGAACCACGCGACAUAACUAUGCUUAUGUGCCCUUCAGUGCAGGACCCAGGAAUUGUAUAGGUCAACGUUUUGCCAUGUUGGAGAUGAAGAGUAUACUGUGCGAAGUCUGUCGCAACUUCAAGCUGCUUCCUCGUACCAAGGGUUGGAGACCAGCUCUCGUUUCCGACCUGGUCUUACGGUCCACUGACCACAUAUACGUCACCUUCGAGCCAAGAACCUCUGAGCUGUGAACAACAACAAAAAAAACAAUGAAAUUAAAUCUUAAGUCUUUCUA
Pectinophora gossypiella (pink bollworm) is the source of this 1822-nucleotide messenger RNA. Its product is annotated as cytochrome P450 4C1-like. The transcript is spliced from 10 exons. Gene Ontology annotation, molecular function: oxidoreductase activity, acting on paired donors, with incorporation or reduction of molecular oxygen; heme binding; monooxygenase activity. The record is from RefSeq and is a predicted model, not a curated record. Bases 303 to 1778 code for a protein of 491 amino acids. Lineage: Eukaryota; Metazoa; Arthropoda; Insecta; Lepidoptera; Gelechiidae.